AGAAAGUUUCUACUCGCGGGAAAGAUGGCGGAAAUGUGCAGUUUCUUCACUUUAUUAACACCAGCGACUCAAAAUAUCACCUUUUAAAAGCAUCGUCCAGUGUUUCUCUGCUUCUGUGUGUCACUGCUAUGAUUAUAUACAGUAUGUAAUGCUCUGGGGAAAGAGAGGAAUGCAAGAUGCAAGAAGAUUCAGUGCACUCCACCACUCCUGGUCAUAUGAUGCACAAUGAACCUGUCCCUCAAGAUUCCACAGUGAAGUCUUUUCAUUGUAGUCGCUGUCCACUCAGCUUCAAAUCCAAGGUCUUCCUUUUUGAACAUCUCAACAAUGUGCAUGACUACUCUGUGGAUGCUUCUCUCAGAGACGCUGGUUUAACUGGGAGUAACAAAGCCAGCAAUGACAAAAACAGUGACAGAACAAGAAGUACUUUUGAAUGCCAGCACUGUGAUUUUAAAGCUUGUUCUUGGGACGAUUUUAAAACACAUGAAACGUGUCACAAAGAAUCAGACAAUCAGAAUGUGAAAGAAAAGACGACAUCUAUCAUUUCUGCAAACCAGAAAGUUCCAGGGGCAAAAGAGAUUUCAUCAUCAGCUAUGUCUACCUCAAAAACUAAAUGCACACCCAACUCAUCAAAGGACCUGAAAACAUAUAAGAAGCCAAUUCAGACCAUCACAAAGUACUUUAAGGCAUCUGGAUCAAAUGGACUAUCCGCAGUGGGGUCAACUGAUAACCCAACACUUCUAGAUGGCACCAGAGAUAUGCUAAUUUUGCAAGAAUCCCCUUUAAGCUCCGGCCAAAAGAGCAGUGGGGUUUUUAAAGUCUCUGCAAAGCCCAUGAUUGAUCUCUCCGCAGUGUCUCAGCAGUUCUUGCUAAAUGACUACCUUCUAAAUGCUGACCUUACACCACCAACGCCUAAGGGACACAUCAAAGAAGCAGUUUUUAACAAUGCCGGCAAAAGGACAUGUAAUGAAAGCUUAAUAAGUUCCCCAGCCAAAAAAGUAAAGGUGGCAAGGGAAGGCAAGCAAGACUUAUUAAGCAGUGCAGAGUUUUCAUUUGAAGUUAGUGAGGAUGAGGAAGAAACCAGUAUUAAUCUUGUUAAUGGAGACAUGGAAAGCCCAAAAGUUUACUCUUGCAAGCACUGUGACUACAGUGAUGUGGGCAUCCAAGGUGUGUCUACCCAUUAUCAGAGUGACCACCCUUACGUAAGAUAUACAUCUGACUACAUUCAGGAUCCGAUUAAUCAGAGUGCUACCUUCCGUUGCCUGCACUGUCCAAUUGAGUUUGUAAGUGUAGCUAGCCUUAAGAAACACUACACAAAAAAUCAUCCCGAGGCCCCAAAUGUAUUCAAGAUGCAACUACGUGAACUCCAUUUGGUUUUCAAAUGUUUUCUGUGUUCCUUUACCAUUAAUGCAUUGAAGUCCUUGAGAAGACAUUACAAGGAAAAGCACCCAACACAUGAAGUGAAUAAUGCAUUGAUGUACUCCAAAUAUUUGGCAACCACAAGCCAGGAGGGGUCAUCUCAGUUGAAUGCAUGUGAAAAGACUUCCAGUUCAGAAAGGAUUUCUACUGAGAGCGCCCCAGUACCAUGCGAGGAAGUCAAAAAUGCACCCUCAUCGCAACAUGCUACGUCCAAAGGAGCAGAUGUAGUCUUGUUUCAAUGCAACAAAUGCAAGUUCAGUCAUAAGUCAGUUGUUGUUAUGCAUGUCCACUACCAAAAAAGCCAUCCAGAAGAAGCGAUCACAAUUGACAAAAUCAAACAAUCUUCUCUUGUCACAUCACAGACGAUCCCUGAAAAGAUGUCAGAGCCUCAAAAGUCUGUGAUAAUAACAGACAAAUCUACACCACAAAAGAAAAUCUCAGAUUCUCAGAUUCAGGAAACAAAAGAAAAAGCUAAGAUGCCACAACAGAAGAUUUCAGUUGCUCAGAUAAAUCUUAAGCACUUGCCAGAAACUUCAAAGACUCAUUCAGAGUCUCCCAAAACCAAGAAAGUGGAAUCUGCAGGGGACAGAACGCCUGCGAAACGAGACAGUAAAAUGUCUACUGAAAUGGAGCAUGUAUCCCCCACUUCACCAAAUGCAGUGUUUUACUGCCAGUUUUGCAGUUAUUCAAGUACCAAAAUAAAAAGUGUUGUUUGUCAUCACAAUGCAAAACAUUCUUUACACACACAAGUAGGUAUUCAAGAGAUCGUAAAGCAUAGCGCUGAGGUUCGGAAGAAAAAACUUCAAAGUGAAGCUAAAGCCACAGCAAGUGCAUCACUAUCUACUUCAGUGACAAAGUGUCAUGCUUUUGCACGUGCAGAGGACUUGUUUUACUGCCAAAAGUGCAACUAUGGAAAUCCAUCAUUAAAAGGAGUAACAACCCAUCAAUCCAAAUUGCACACAAGCUGUAAGUUUAGCACUGAAUCUGUUAUUGAGUAUACAGCUUUGAUUCGUGAUGAAAUUAAAAAAUCCAAAUCUCAAGCAAAGGAGUCCUCUAUUUCUACUGGUCUACCUCUUCCCCUUUUGAAUGAAGGCGAUGAACAUAUGUUUUUCUGCCACUUUUGCAACUAUCGGCAAAGUUCUAUGAGCCGUAUAGUGCAUCAUUACUCCAAAACGCAUUGUGGAUUUGUGUCAAAUGCUAAAGAAAUCCGUCUGCAUACUUCUAUGGUUCUUGAACAGACAAAGAAAUUGCCUCUGAAAGCAACUGCAAACCAAGAAGUCGAUCAAACACCCGUUAAGGAAAAGAGAAAUAAAAAGAAAAAAACAAAGGGGCCUGGCAAAUCCUCUUCAGUGUCAGUGUCGUCCUCAAAGAAAGCCUCACAAGCACAGAAGACCCUUCAGUGUCCUAGAUGCGCAUACAUCACUCAACAUGUGUAUCUUUUGAGGCGACAUACGCGGAAGAUGCACGGGUCACAUUUUAAACAAGGAAAUUUACAGUCAGGGUAUCACUGUGAAUACUGUGUUUUUUCCCACAAAAAAGCAACAAUAUUGGAUAAGCACUACCAGGACAAACACCCAGGUCGUAGACCAUGUGUUGACCUCAUAACUGCUAGGUCAAAUGUCGGUCCUGGAACAUCCACUCCUCUAAGAUCUGGAGAAAAUGAAACAGAAAUAUAUCCAUGCAGAGCAUGUUCAUUUAAAGGACGCUCAGUGUCAGGUAUCACAGACCACUACCGUUCUGUUCAUCCUUGGUCUGUGAAAGAAGAUGGCUCAGUCUUGGAUGUCAUCAACAGAAAGAAGCCAAGUGCAAAAAAGAAGAUGGAAGACCACAGUGAAAUAUCUGGGUCAUUUGAAUCCUACCAAGUGCCUCUUGAAUUUGACAACUCACUUGAUUCACCUCAAGAAGCAACAGAAUCUUCCACAGAGCUGAAAUGCCCUCACUGCCCAGCGCAGUUUCAUGCCGAUCAUAGUCUCAAAACUCACCUUGGAGUAGAGCACAGACAAAAUGUAACUGAAGAAGAACUGCAAGAAGAGCAACUACAAGUCCAGACAAAUGUGCAUAUCUUUAAAUGUCCACAUUGUAGCUACGUGAAUACCAAUUGUGAAGAAGUUUUCUGUCACUGUCUGAAGGAGCAUCCUACCCUUGAAUCCAGAGCAGACAGUCUUCAUGUCGAGGAAGAACAUUUGAACCUUCAGAAGGGCUGUUCGAAAGGAACAGAUCCUGAUGGCAUGUUGAGAUAUAUUGGGUACAUGUGUAAAACCUGCCCACAAAUCCAUUCAACGCUAGAGGAGCUGAGCAAGCACUGUGAGGAAGACCAUAAUCAAAGUGUGCCAAACACACCCGAAACAGCUCUCAAACCAGCACAGCAAUCUAAGACCCACAGGACUCAGGGAUCAGUAAAGCAAGGUUUCUCUUUUAAGAAGAAAACGCAUGCAGUGAUCAGUUGUCAGGUCUGCUUUUAUAAAUGCACCACAAAAGUUGCGCUCCGUCGGCAUAUGCACACUUACCACAACAAUACACCUGCUUCAUCGGCUCAGGAUUGUGCAUACAAAUGCGUAAUCUGUUCCAAAUCCUUUUCACAGACUAGGUGUCUUGGAUAUCAUUAUACUAGGAUACAUGGAAAAGAUGCCUUCCACAAAUACUAUGCACCAGUAUACCACAAUGUCCUCAAGAAGUCAGCAACUACAUCUGCAGAUCAUCCUUCAAACCACAUGGCAGAAAAUACUUCAGAUGCAUCUCAAUCCAGCACAGCGACAGAAAAAAACAAAAAAAAUGUCUUCAAGUGUCCAAAGUGUCCCUAUGUGAAUGCUAGCCACCAUGGCAUUCUCACUCACUGCCAAAUGGGCCACCCAGCCCUCGUAGCCAGGGCAGAUGAUCUGAAAACAAUUGAAAUACUUGUAACCAACAUGGUUGGUUGUAAGCUGGGAAAAAGCAGUAAUGAAAGAGGGUAUAUGUGUAAAAUAUGUCCACAAAUUCAUGCAUCAUUGAAGAAGCUGAAAAUCCAUUUAGAAAGGGACCAUGGAAAGGAGGGCUCCCACAAACACAACGCCAAAGGCAACAUGCCACAACCACCACCAUCAGUGCAAGAAAAAUUUAAGUGUGACAUGUGUGCCUAUUCAGGAGCAAGGCGAAGGUACCUGUGGAGACACUACAAAGUGAUUCACAAGCUUGAUGCACUUGCCACAAGCAGGCGGCUUGUGAAGUAUAAUAAACUAGGAACAAAGAUCAAUUACCUGCCUGAAGCUGAACCAGAUUCUGAGGAAAGUGGACAAAUUAAAUGUAAAAAGUGUCCCAACUUAGUAUUUUACUCAUUAGAGAUGCUUAGUACCCACUAUAGUACCUCUCACAGCUCAGAUUGCAAAUUGGACUUCAUUGUGUUAUACCCACUAUCAAAAAAAUAUAAAUGGGUUUACAAAUGUUGCCACUGCAAGAAACGGUUGAAUGGAAUUAAAAAUCUGUGUUUGCACAUGGAUUACCACAAGAGGAAGAAAACAAUGGAAAAUGCUGCAGAGGAAAUGGCUGCAAGGACAGAGGCAUCACUUGUUGAUACGAUGACACCAGAGGCCAAGUCCACUGAGCUCUGUGAGCAAGAUGAACUGCCCGCGUUAGAAACUGUGGAGAAGCCAGACCAAAGCAAUGUGACUUUGCCGACAAGUCCAUUGUCAUCACCUUCAAAACCAGCUGAUGUGGAGGAGCCAGACCAAAGCAAUGUGACUUUGCCGACAAGUCCAUUGUCAUCACCUUCAAAACCAGCUGAUGUGGAGGAGCCAGACCAAAGCAAUGUGACUUUGCAGACAAGUCCAUUGUCAUCACCUUCAAAACCAGCUGAUGUGGAGGAGCCAGACCAAAGCAAUGUGACUUUGCCGACAAGUCCAUUGUCAUCACCUUCAAAACCAGCUGAUGUGGAGGAGCCGGACCAAAGCAAUGUGACUUUGCCGACAAGUCCAUUGUCAUCACCUUCAAAACCAGCUGAUGUGGAGGAGCCGGACCAAAGCAAUGUCACUUUGCCAACAAGUCCAUUGUCAUCACCUUCAAAACCAGCUGAUGUGCAGGAGCCAGAGCCAGAAUCAAGAGAAGACAAACAUACUUGCAAACAGUGUGCUCUGACAUUCAUGUCACUGAAAGGUUUGCGUUGCCAUGAACGCAGCCAUGCAGCUGUGGCGGCCAUCAAGAAACUGGACAACCUGCCUACCUCAGCCUUAAAGCACACUAUUGACAAAUACGUCGUGUUCAAGUCUGGGACGCGGAGGCCUUUCCGGUGUAGCAUCUGUCCCUAUAAGACGACUGUCAUGGCCCUGUGGAAGAAUCAUUUUAUCAAAAGCCAUCAAGAUAUCAUCAUGAAUCCUGCUGAGACUGACAACCAAGAUACGGAGAACACUCAGAUGGCUGAGAAAGAGCCCCCUAAUUCAUCAGAGGAACUGAACAAUUUGCCUGAACCUGAUGAAGAACUGGAAAUUGGUCAAAGAUCAAUGUACUUGGAGCCCCCAGAGGUGCAGCGGCAGUUGAACCACUUCAGCUUGAUGGCAGAGGCUGGGCCCUCAUCUAAAGCGAAAGUACAAGACCCCAAGUUGCCUGUGAACGGUCUACUUCACUGCGAGUUCUGCAAUUUUACCACUGAACAUUCGUCCAGUAUACGACGACACCUCCUAAAUCGACAUGGAAAGAAGAUGCUCAGGUGUAAAGACUGCAACUUCUUCACUGGUUUGAGGAAAAAUCUGGAGAUGCACAUUGAGACGGGUCAUUCUACCUUCGAGUCUGGGCCCACUCAUCAGAAAGACCUUCGCUGCCCUUUCUGCCUCUACCAGACCAAGAACAAGAACAACAUGAUCGACCACAUCAUCUUGCAUCGUGAGGAGCGCGUUGUGCCAAUUGAGGUGCGUCGCCCGAAGCUGUCACGCUACCUUCAAGGCAUUGUCUUCCGAUGUCACAAGUGCACUUUUACAAGCGCCAGUGCUGAAAACCUGCAUUUGCACAUGAAGAGGCACGAUGACAUCAAACCUUACAAGUGCCGGCUGUGCUACUUUGACUGCUCUCAGCUAUGCAACUUGGAAGCGCACCUGUGUGAUAAGCACCAGGUUGUGAGGAAUCAUGCGCUUGUGGGUCAGGUCAGCCUUGAUCAACUAGAGGCAAGAGGUGGUAGGGCGCCAGAAGAAGAGGAGGAGGAAGAACCUGUGUCUAACUUGGAGAAAAACAAUGAGGUUGAAUAUGUAGAAACAGAGGAGUUAGUUAUGGACUGUAAUGAAGUUUCAGAUGACACACGUGCCAAGAACCCUGCAGUAAAUUUCCUAAGGGAGAGCAUGAAACUACAGAUACCACAAAGGCAGGGCAGCAGAAAAGCAAAUGCAGGAAGUCUCACCAGGCACUCUGCAUUUAUCCUUCAGUGUAAAAACAUUGCAAACCCAAAUGCUGCUGUCCCAGAGAAGCACGGGCAGGACCCACAGGAACGAACACAGAAUGAGAUGAGCUCGCCUGACGCUGCAAAAAGACAAGGGGUCGAAAAAAGAGCAGAACCAAAAGUGGCAGAAGAUAACGGUGCAGAUGUGCAUUUUGUGGAUUGCAGUUAUCCAGAGAAAGAGAGGCAGAUGAGUGAAAAACAGCUCGGAGGAAGUGUAGACAGCAGAAAAAUGGCAAUGCAAAAAAGGGAAGAGGCAGCAGAGGGGAGAAUAGCUGGAAAAGCACAGGCACGCAAGCUCCAAAUGAAGGCGUUUCAGGAUAGAACGUCGAACAUUGAGGCGAAGGUCGAGGACGACAUACUGCGUCAUAUUCUACUGCUCGACGACGAUGGCAGCAUCCACCGAACACCCAGGAAGGCCGGUUAUGAUAGACUGGUUAAGAUCGAGCAGGACAUUGAAAAUGAAGUUGUAGAAAAUGUUUUUAGUAAGAUCAUUUUACUCAAUGAAGAGGACAACAUCACUUUGGCCCAACACCCAAAAAAACAACCUGAAGACACAACUGCGGUAACUCCCAAGAAGAAUCAAGAGUGUUUCACAGCUGAGAGACAUUUGCUAAGUCUGACACCCAACAGUGCACAAGUUAAGAUGAGCCGUAAGAAACGAGUAGAUAAGGUUUCACACUGUAAAGAAGAACACGUGCACAAUCAGACAAACUGUGAGAAGCUCGAUUAUGGAGCAAUGCCUGUACUUGAGAAAGAACCUCUAAACGAGGAACCUCUCACACGCUGCAAAGAGGAAGAAGAAGGUGGUCGUUUGGAGAAGAGGCAGGACAGAGGAGACAAGGUGAUCACUGAAACCAACAAGAGUCGAUUGAAGGAUUGGGGACAUGCGGAGGGAAGCCGGAUGAAGGAAGCUGACGACCCAUGUGUAUCCGAAGGUGCAGUCACAGCUGUGGACGGAGCAGCUGAAGUCCGACACUCAGCCGUUACUGAGAAAAAACUGUUUACUUGUGAGUUUUGUGGACGAAACCUCACGAACAGCUGUGAACUGGAGCGUCACAUCCUGCGACACGGACUGUAGCGGUUUUCCUUUUACGUGACGGUUAUUAGAAGCCGCUUCCAUCGUCUAUAUCUGCGUGGAAAGCCAGAUUUUGUUUUCAAAGGCUGUCCUCGAUUUUCUUAACUGUACUAUGUAUUUUUCAACCAACUAUUGAUAAAUGAAAUUUUCAUGUUUUUGUAGAUUUUAAGAAUUUUCCAAUUGAAUGUUUUUCAUAUUUUACGGUUCUGUUGAUUCGAAUGUCUUAACACUGUGAAAUAUUGUUGCAUAUAAACUUUUUUUUUUAAUCAUCCUGUUCAUACCAAGAACUGGACCGACCUCAUUAGCAGCAGUGACUGUAGAAAUACUUGUGUUGCCUUCAAGUGCUGCUGGGUGUGCUUUUGAAUACGAGUUGUGUGUGCAUUGCUGUUGAGCAGAAAGCUAUAAUAGCGGUUUUUAGUUUGAUAUUCUAUUUAAAAGACAGGAUCCAUUUAUUAACUUUUUUUUUCUUUUUAAAUACAUCAUUCCAUUUUUAUUUUGAAUAAACUGAAAUUGU
Molecule: messenger RNA, 8400 nt
Organism: Scomber japonicus (chub mackerel)
Lineage: Eukaryota; Metazoa; Chordata; Actinopteri; Scombriformes; Scombridae
Product: zinc finger protein 462-like
Exons: 11
Coding region: 177-7889 (2570 amino acids)
Biological process (GO): regulation of gene expression
Cellular component (GO): nucleus
Source: RefSeq, a predicted model, not a curated record